Messenger RNA from Octopus sinensis (East Asian common octopus), 365 nucleotides. Its product is annotated as leucine--tRNA ligase, cytoplasmic-like. The record is from RefSeq and is a predicted model, not a curated record. NCBI's taxonomy places the organism in Eukaryota, Metazoa, Mollusca, Cephalopoda, Octopoda, Octopodidae. Bases 99 to 365 code for a protein of 88 amino acids. The transcript has 3 exons.
UCUGUUUACAGGACAAUAAUAACCAGUUUCCUGAAAAUAAAAUAAUUGCUCAAGAAGUGGGUAGAAACAAGGAAUUGAAGCCAUUUUCAAAGAAAGUAAUGCCUUUUGUACAAGUUAUUAAGAAAAACUUUGAGCAACAUGGGUUGAAAGCUCUAAAUUUGACACUGCCAUUUGACGAGAAACUGGUUCUGGAAAUAAAUGCAUCCUACAUUUUGAAUACACUUCAACUUAAAGAACUAAAGAUUCGUUUUGCUCAUGAUUCAAAUGAUAAAAAGAUAAUCGAAACCUGCUGUCCUGGUAAACCAAUCAUCUCACUCUAUACAAGGGUAAGUCUACUUCUUUUAUUUGUAAAUCCUCGAGUAUAG